AUGCCUCCACUCGUUCGUUAUAGGAUACAAAUUAUCGGUCAUACUUUCAGUUAUUUGUUUAAUAGCGUAGAAUUCUUUGCACAGUGUAGAAAAGAGUACGGUGAUAUCUUUAGUCUAUAUAUAUGGAGUCAAGUCAGGACCUUUGUUGGAAAAGAGCAUAUACACGAGGUACUUGCAAAAGAUGACGUAUUUAGUUUUAAAGAAAUGAUGAGGAAGAAAAUACCAGGAGACGCAAUGUAUGCUGAAGGAUUCGGAGAUUCGAGAUAUAAUAUAAUGGGAACCGAAAGUUUUAAUAAUUUGCACUUUCCUUUGAAAAAAGUUAUGGCCGCUCUUACUGCAAAUAUUUUUGUUGGCGAAGAGGAAGCAAAAAAUGAUGAGGUUAUAAUUACAUUUGCAGAAAUUACACGUGAUAUUGCAAUAUUUCUUGCAAUACCACCAAUUCUCGAUUUUAUAUAUCCAGGGCUUCAAGACUUUAUUAAUCAUAUUCCAGUUAGGUUAGGAUUAUACAAUCCAGCAGCUAAACAUCGAAAUAUCCUAGUUAAACAUAUAAAGAAACAGGUCGAUAAACGGUUAAAAGAGAAAGUAUGUCAGGAUUCUUGGGAACGCCCUAAUGAUUUAAUUCAAGAGAGUUGUACAAACGCCUUUAUCGAUUUGGCGUCUCGACCUGAAUAUAUACAAGAAUUAUAUGAAGAACAACUACAAGUAGCUAAAGAAGCAGAUAAGAAUGGUAUACUCCCAUUUGAAGCUCUUGAUAAAAUGAAAAAAUUAGAUAGCUUUGUUAAAGAAUCUUUGAGGUUAACUGGAGAUGUAAUAGGAAUUCCACAUCUGGUAUUGAAAGAUUAUAAAUUUUCAAAUGGGUUACAAUUGCCAAAAAAUCAUGUGGUGGAUUUGUAUUUUGAUGAUAUUUGUCACGACAAAUCAUUACAGGGGACAAAUCCGAAAUCAUUUAAACCAUUUAGAUAUGUAAAUAAAAAUUCUCCGGCAUCAAAAAUUAGCAAAGAUUUUACGAGAUUCGGAGGUGGUAAACACGCAUGUCCCGGAAGAUUUAUUGUGACAGCACAAAUUAAACUUUUUAUGCAUAAUAUAAUAUUAAAAUAUAACUUUCGUACGGAAAGUGGUAAAGUUGAAGAAAAAUUGAGAAUUGGACCGAAGACAUUCCCAAGCGCUUGUGGGGUUAUUUUCGAAAAGAGAAAUGCCAUCAAUUGA
Molecule: messenger RNA, 1206 nt
Organism: Funneliformis mosseae
Lineage: Eukaryota; Fungi; Glomeromycota; Glomeromycetes; Glomerales; Glomeraceae
Source: the annotation of a GenBank genome assembly